This is a messenger RNA of Protopolystoma xenopodis, 369 nucleotides long. The record is from the annotation of a GenBank genome assembly. Lineage: Eukaryota; Metazoa; Platyhelminthes; Monogenea; Polystomatidea; Polystomatidae.
CUUCACUGGCGUCAUUCACUCCCCACCCUAUCUCUGCCUUCAAUCUACCGAGAAGUCAAUUUCCCUUUCAACGACUCUGAGACUAUCGAGUUAUCGCAACAAACAGAGGCUUCACCCAGCCUCCAACGGGUGAACUGUCGAUCAGAGGCAAUUAGCGAGACCGUCCGACUUCGUUCGGGCGUUGACAGGCAACACAGAAAUAGGGACUGCAAAAGGGUCUGUGGAAACAGCCUCUAUCAUUCCUGUAUCGAACCUCAGGUUCAGCAGAAUCGGUACCCUGAGCACCCGAUGUCGAGCUCGCAUGCUCUGUCAUUGUCGGAUUCCCGUCACUCGCUCGGUAUGUUUUUUUUGGCUCCGAUAUCCUAUUGA